CGCCCAUCCCCUUCCACGAUGCGAGGGAGCGGCUGGAUGUCACAGAGCGGUCGGUGUACGGCUACACGUCUUGUCGUCGUCAGUCACCCUCACCCUGAUGAAUACCGUCGAGUCCAUGACGAUGGAGCUGAGCGGGAGAGAAGAAGCGGGCUCGGGAGCAGGGCAGAAGAGAGCUCACGCAAGCCAGUCUCUCCUCGACUCCCACUCCCAGCCUGAGCGCAGCACCAGCAACUCGAUGCUCUCCCGCGAUGAUGGCACUUCCAAGGCGUCUCACCUCUCCCUCCGCACACCCUCCAGCUCGAGCGCCACGUCGCUCUCUCGAGAAUUUUCGUUCCCCUAUCCGCAAGCUUAUCCCAUCCAGUUGGACCUCAUGCGAAACAUUUUCGAAUGCGCGGAACAGGGUAAAGUGGCGGUGCUGGAAAGUCCUACGGGCACGGGCAAAAGCUUGAGCUUGAUCUGCGCGACGCUCACUUGGCUUGAGAGGAAUGGACAGAGAGGUUCGUUGGGUGUGCUGGAGGGUCCGAAGGCGCGUGAGCUUGCAUCCACCUCGACAGCCAGCAUCACAUCCAGCAGCGCCGCUGAUGAUGCUGAGCCGGACUGGGUGCGAGCGCACGCUCAAGCCCGUGCGAGAGCGGACGAGCAGAGGGGUCAGGUGGAGUUGAGGCAGAGGAUAGCUAGAGCGCGGCAAGCGCAGCAGAAGGAAAAGAAUUCCUCAAUGGCGAUGGAGAGGAAGAGUGCUGCAAAGUGGAACAAAAAGAAGAAGCGACGCACGACGACGACGACGACGAGCGACGCCGCAUCCGAAUUCGAAUCGGAUUCCUACCUGCUCUCCAGCGGUUCAGGAGACGAAACAUCUCGUCCGAUCCCAUCCGACGAUUCUGCCUUUCUCUCUUCCGAAGUCCAAGCGCUCUUGGCUCAACUACGAGCUGGUGCCAGUGGAUCAUCAUCGGCGCGCAAGGGAGGUCCGACCUGGGGAUCCGCGAUGAAGGAGGAGGAUGAAGAUGAACCUGCUACGCUGCCGCAAGUGUUUUAUGCUAGUAGGACGCACUCGCAGUUGAUGCAAUUCGUGGCAGAGGUCAAGAAGACGAAGUUCGGAAAGGAUUGGAUGGAAAGCGAGGAGAAGCGAGACGAGCGGCAGGAGCGGGUGAAAGAGGAGAAUACGAGAUGCGUCUGUUUGGCUAGCAGGAAACAGAUGUGCAUCAAUGAAGAGGUCAUACGUACGGGAGAGACAAAGGGCAUGGAGGCCAUGAACGAAAAGUGCAGGGAUCUGGCAAAGGGCAAAGGCAAAAAGCGCUGCGAAUACCUGCCUGCACAGGAUGCGCAAGGCCGAUCGCAGAUUCUGGAUUAUCGCGAUCGAGCCUUUUCGCGCGUCUCGGACUUGGAAGAUUUGGUUGUGCUGGGCAAAGAGAUGGGCGUGUGUCCCUACUACGCAUCGCGCGCAGCUGCACGGACCGCCCAGUUGGUGGCUUUGCCUUACAAUUUGCUGCUCAGCCAGACUUCGAGAGAAACUCUGGGCACGAGUUUGGACGGGGCAGUGGUGGUGCUGGAUGAGGCGCACAAUGUCAUCGAUACGGUGUUGGAGGGAGGUAAGGUACACGUGGAUGAGGCUAUGCUACGCGUGGCAAAGGAGCAGAUCCAAACGUACCUCGAGAAAUUCGCAUCGAGACUCAAGGGCGUCAACGAGGUCAGACUGAGGGAAUUCAGAACCGUCAUUGAAGCUCUGCUCAAGUUUGCGCGCGAAUGGGCAGGCAGAGCAAAGAGUGGGAAAGAGGGCGGAAAGCAGGAGCAGAUGUUGAAAGGCGCUGAAGUGAUGAAGAGAAUUGGAGGAACCCUCGACCAGAUCAAUCUCGUCGCUUUGCACGCUCAUCUGAGACAAUCUCAGAUUGCUAGAAAGGUCAGCGGGUAUGCAGAUAAACAAGCCAUGAAAGCUCGAGCGGGCAAUGCGGAGGGACGAACGGCUCGCAGCGCAAUCAGCUGCAUGCACGCCAUUCAGUCGUUCAUACUCGCCCUCUCAAACAGCAACGAAGAUGGAAGGGUCUUCAUUUCGAUCGAAGAGAUCCAACGUGAAGCGGCAUUUGCCGUGCACUCCGGAACGUCAGACAGACCCCACGGAGUCGGUGCGGCGAGCGCGAGCGCUGCUUUGCGUCAGAGGCAGCGAGGUUCGGAGCAGGAUGAAGAGAGCGUGGUCCAUCUGCGGUACCAGCUACUCAACCCUCAAGAAGCAUUUAAACCUAUUCUUGAAAAGGCCAGAUCGGUCAUUCUUGCUGGAGGAACGAUGGAGCCUAUCUCAGACUUUACCACACAGCUCUUUCCGCAGAUCGACCCGCAAAGAUUUCACAGAUUCAGCUGCGGACAUAUCAUCCCCGCCCGGAACUUGCUCGCGGCCAUCGUGCCUAGCGGACCUAGAGGCACAACAUUCGAAUUCAAGUAUGAGUCUAGGGGCGACAUCAACGUUCUGGACGAUUUAGCCAGUGCUCUUUCCAACUACUGCAACAUCGUACCGCAUGGCCUUGUCGUCUUCUUGCCCAGCUACGCCUUUUUGGAAAGCGCGACGCGAAGGUGGAAAGAGAGUGGGGCGCUGAAUAGAUUGGGCAACAAAAAGAAGAUCUUCUUUGAACCGAAGAAUGCGACGGAUGUGGAUCGGUUGCUUGAAGAGUACAGAGCGGCGAUCGAUGCGGCGGACCAAAUCCCGACUGGGGGCGUACCGGCAAGGACGGGCUCCAUGCUGCUGGCCGUGGUGGGCGCGAAACUUUCAGAGGGAAUCAAUUUUUCGGACAGAUUGGCUAGAGCGGUCAUCAUGGUCGGCAUGCCCUUUGCCAAUGCUGCAAGUGUGGAGCUCAAGGAGCGCAUGAACUAUGUACGAACUUUGGCCAAGACUUCAUCACUGGACUUAGCGUCCACAGAGAAGGAUGCCGGCCAAGAACUGUACAUUAAUCUGUGCAUGAAAGCCGUCAAUCAAUCCAUCGGCAGAGCGAUACGUCACCAGAACGAUUAUGCCGCUCUGAUCCUGCUCGACAAGCGAUUCGCUCGUGCGGAUAUACGCGCCCGUCUACCAGGUUGGAUUCGAGACUCGACCAGGACGUUUGAUCGAUUCGGACCGUCCAUAGCUGCUACUGGUGCCUUUUUUCGCGACAAGCGCGGGCAAUGAGGCAAGAAGAGAGACGCGAAACGUUUUUGUGUGGG
Ceraceosorus guamensis is the source of this 3183-nucleotide messenger RNA. Its product is annotated as DNA repair helicase. The coding region runs from base 98 to 3148 and encodes 1016 amino acids. Gene Ontology annotation, cellular component: nucleus. Gene Ontology annotation, molecular function: DNA helicase activity; DNA binding; ATP binding. The record is from RefSeq and is a predicted model, not a curated record. Gene Ontology annotation, biological process: establishment of sister chromatid cohesion; nucleobase-containing compound metabolic process. NCBI's taxonomy places the organism in Eukaryota, Fungi, Basidiomycota, Exobasidiomycetes, Ceraceosorales, Ceraceosoraceae. The transcript is spliced from 15 exons.